Messenger RNA from Cladophialophora immunda, 1188 nucleotides. RefSeq lists its product as uncharacterized. The coding region runs from base 189 to 1001 and encodes 270 amino acids. The record is from RefSeq and is a predicted model, not a curated record. Gene Ontology annotation, cellular component: intracellular anatomical structure. NCBI's taxonomy places the organism in Eukaryota, Fungi, Ascomycota, Eurotiomycetes, Chaetothyriales, Herpotrichiellaceae. Gene Ontology annotation, molecular function: oxidoreductase activity, acting on NAD(P)H, oxygen as acceptor. The transcript has 4 exons.
CGACACGAGAGUUGGCUCGAGUGGGUGUGUCUUCCAAGUUAAAAAGGAAACGUCAUUGAAAGUAAGUGUGUCCUCAAAGUCCCGUACGAGGGAAGAUAUCUCGACUCUGUACCUAGCUAUAUAUCGAACCACGAGAUUUGAAAACCUGCUUAUUUCAACGGACCUCUAUCAUCAUCAAUCAACCGACUAUGGAGCAGUUCUCGUUAAAGGGGAAAACCGCUGUCUUGACCGGCGCAGCACGCGGCCUGGGAUUUGCAUUUGCUGAGGCUCUUGCUGAAGCGGGUGCCAACAUUGCUGUUUUGGACCUUGCCAGUCCUGGGGAACGGCUAGCAAUACUCCAGACGAAAUAUGGUGUCAAAUCUGAAUACUACCAGACCGACGUCACGAAUCGUGAGAAUGUCACUGAGGUCAUCGAGAGGAUCGAACAGGACUUUGGAUCGGUAGAUAUUAACGUUAACGCUGCUGGUGUGGUGACCGACGAAACAUUCUUAACCACCUCCGACAAGAAUAUAAGUUCAACGUUUGCAGUCAACUUCGUCGGGUCAUUUCUCGUCGCGCAGGCCUGCGCAAAUGCUAUGGUCCGCAAAUGGGAGAAGAUGGGCAAACCGGCGCCGAGCGACUCGCCACCGAUCGGUUCCAUCGUCUUUGUCGCCAGCGUAGCAACACACAUCAGCACCGCGGUGCAGAAUAUCAGCUGCUAUAUUGCCUCCAAAGCCGCCGUGAGAGGUCUGGUCAAGCCGAUGGCCAUGGAACUUGCGCAAUAUGGCAUUCGAGUGAAUUCUCUUUCUCCGGGACCUAUGAGGACCGACAUGAUGAGACAAGUUGAACAACAGCAACCAGAUCUGGUGAAGCAGUUUAACAAGGAGUCGAUGUUUGGGCGGGUGGGGAACCCCGACGAGUUGAAACCUGCCAUUCUCUUUCUGUGUUGUAGCGGUUGGACGACUGGACAGGAUCUGCUGGUCGAUGGCGGUGUGAGCUCCUGGAAGCAUCCGGCUUUUUAGGAGAUUGAUCAAAAACGGUUCAAUCGGCACAGCGGCUGUGAUGAUGUGAACUAUAGGCUUAUUUAUAUCUCUACAGGACCACAAAUGCCUGUUCGAAGAGUCUAUUGAUGUGAAGCUUUGACUUGCUUCACUACCGGCCAAAUAGUAUGGAGAACCAAGCCCUCAACUCGAGGAACUAUAUUCUGGA